GAGCCGCAGUCUCGGGAGCGCCAAGGCGGUUUUUCAGUCAUCUUGGGCCAGCCGGUCCCGCGAACCCGGCGUCGUUGGACUGCACCCUGGGCGCGGACGUCCACGGGGCACGGGAGAGAGCCACAAUGCCGAUCAAUAAGUCAGAGAAGCCAGAAAGCUGUGAUAAUGUGAAGGUGGUUGUGAGGUGCCGACCCCUCAAUGAGAGAGAGAAGUCCAUGUGCUACAGACAGGCUGUCAGUGUGGAUGAGAUGAGGGGAACUAUCACUGUACAUAAGACCGAUUCUUCCAAUGAACCUCCAAAGACAUUUACUUUUGAUACAGUUUUUGGACCAGAGAGUAAACAACUUGAUGUUUAUAACUUAACUGCAAGGCCUAUUAUUGAUUCUGUUCUUGAAGGCUACAAUGGGACUAUUUUUGCAUAUGGACAAACUGGAACAGGCAAAACUUUUACUAUGGAAGGUGUUCGAGCUGUUCCUGAACUGAGAGGAAUCAUUCCAAAUUCAUUUGCUCAUAUAUUUGGUCAUAUUGCAAAAGCAGAGGGUGAUACAAGGUUUUUGGUUCGAGUGUCUUAUUUGGAAAUAUAUAAUGAAGAGGUUCGUGACCUCUUGGGCAAGGAUCAGACACAGAGGUUAGAGGUUAAAGAAAGACCUGAUGUGGGAGUUUAUAUCAAAGAUUUAUCAGCUUAUGUGGUAAAUAAUGCUGAUGAUAUGGACAGAAUUAUGACACUGGGCCACAAAAAUCGUUCUGUUGGUGCAACUAAUAUGAAUGAGCAUAGUUCCCGUUCCCAUGCCAUCUUUACAAUUACCAUAGAAUGCAGUGAAAAAGGCGUUGAUGGUAACAUGCACGUCAGGAUGGGGAAGCUCCAUCUUGUAGAUCUUGCUGGUUCAGAAAGACAGGCAAAAACUGGAGCUACUGGACAGCGCCUCAAGGAAGCUACAAAAAUCAAUCUUUCACUUUCCACCCUUGGUAAUGUAAUUUCUGCCUUGGUUGAUGGAAAAAGCACUCAUGUGCCUUACCGUAAUUCUAAAUUGACUCGUCUUCUUCAGGAUUCCUUAGGAGGAAAUUCAAAGACCAUGAUGUGUGCAAAUAUUGGGCCAGCAGAUUACAAUUAUGAUGAAACUAUUAGUACAUUACGGUACGCUAACCGUGCUAAGAAUAUUAAAAAUAAAGCUAGAAUUAAUGAAGAUCCAAAGGAUGCUUUACUUCGUCAAUUUCAGAAAGAAAUAGAAGAACUGAAAAAAAAGCUUGAGGAAGGGGAAGAAAUAUCAGGCUCUGAUAUCAGUGGGUCAGAAGAGGAUGAUGAUGAAGAGGGUGAGGUUGGAGAAGAUGGAGAGAAAAGGAAAAAAAGAAGGGAUCAAGCAGGUAAAAAGAAAGUUUCCCCUGAUAAGAUGGUUGAAAUGCAAGCAAAAAUUGAUGAAGAGAGAAAAGCACUUGAAACAAAGCUUGACAUGGAAGAAGAAGAAAGAAACAAGGCUAGGGCUGAAUUAGAGAAACGGGAAAAGGAUCUUCUUAAGGCCCAACAAGAGCAUCAGUCUUUGCUAGAGAAAUUAUCCGCACUGGAGAAGAAGGUAAUUGUUGGUGGUGUUGAUUUAUUGGCGAAAGCUGAGGAACAAGAGAAACUUCUUGAAGAAUCUAAUAUGGAACUGGAAGAAAGGAGGAAAAGAGCAGAGCAACUUCGAAGAGAAUUGGAGGAAAAAGAGCAAGAACGCUUGGAUAUUGAAGAAAAAUAUACCAGUUUGCAAGAGGAAGCACAGGGAAAGACCAAAAAAUUAAAGAAAGUUUGGACUAUGCUGAUGGCUGCAAAGUCAGAGAUGGCUGAUCUCCAACAAGAACAUCAGAGGGAAAUUGAAGGCCUAUUGGAGAACAUUCGACAACUUAGCCGGGAGCUUCGGCUUCAGAUGCUUGUUAUUGAUAACUUUAUACCUCAGGAUUACCAGGAAAUGAUUGAAAACUAUGUCCAUUGGAAUGAAGACAUAGGAGAAUGGCAGCUAAAAUGUGUUGCCUACACAGGAAAUAACAUGAGGAAGCAAACUCCAAUUCCUGAUAAAAAAGAGAAAGAUCCCUUUGAAGUGGACCUUUCCCACGUGUAUCUUGCCUACACCGAGGAGAGCCUGCGACAGUCCCUGAUGAAAUUGGAGAGGCCACGGACUUCAAAGGGGAAAGCAAGGCCAAAGACAGGGAGAAGAAAGCGUUCUGCAAAGCCUGAAACUGUAAUUGACUCUUUACUUCAGUAAAUGUUACAGACUUAAAGUCUCAAUAAAAAUAUCACUAUCGUCAUGCCUGGACAAAAUAUUUAAUUAAAACACUGAAGACUUUUGUGUAAUUUCAAGUAAUGAAAGCUGUAAGUCAUGGAGUGAGACUGGAAGUAGUAAUUUGUCUAAUAAUUUUUAGUCUAUAUAUGUCAAUAUAACAUUGAAAUUGCACAACUGGUAAUUGUUCAAAUAGUCAUAUUACUCUUCAUUUUAUACUAUGCAGGGAAGUUGGGGAGCAGCUCCUACUAUAGAGAGUUGCUGUCGAAAUGCAUUCAUAAAUCUGCUAGUAAUUUGCUCAACUCCUGUCUAUUUACAUAACUGGAUGUUCAAAAUGGAAUAAAAUGUAGGUCCUGUCUUGCACAUAGACAGCAGUUCUAAUUGUCCUGUUUUGCUGUUGUAUAUGAAUGUCUGAGCUGCGUAUCUAAGAAACGAUUCAAUCCUAACACCCGCCCGGCCUGUUUAAAUAUGUUCUCAUUUUUGUGUUAUCUUUAUUGCAUUUUAAGUAUUAGAUGACCUGUAGAAAAUUUAUAAUUUACAAGCAAUCUUUAGAAGUACACGUUGAAAAUAUGUUUGAACUGUACCUCUCUUGACCUUUUUUGCCAUUUAGAGUUUAAAUCAAAUAUACUUUUGUUCUGAUUUCAUGUUCUCUUAAAA
Messenger RNA from Myotis lucifugus (little brown bat), 2906 nucleotides. RefSeq names its product kinesin family member 3A (gene KIF3A). Bases 126 to 2234 code for a protein of 702 amino acids. Lineage: Eukaryota; Metazoa; Chordata; Mammalia; Chiroptera; Vespertilionidae. The record is from RefSeq and is a predicted model, not a curated record. The transcript has 18 exons. Gene Ontology annotation, biological process: microtubule-based movement. Gene Ontology annotation, molecular function: microtubule binding; ATP binding; microtubule motor activity.